Molecule: messenger RNA, 3011 nt
Organism: Hyla sarda
Lineage: Eukaryota; Metazoa; Chordata; Amphibia; Anura; Hylidae
Product: 17-beta-hydroxysteroid dehydrogenase 13-like
Exons: 8
Coding region: 110-1012 (300 amino acids)
Cellular component (GO): lipid droplet
Molecular function (GO): oxidoreductase activity, acting on the CH-OH group of donors, NAD or NADP as acceptor
Source: RefSeq, a predicted model, not a curated record
GUAGCCAUGUACAGCUCAUAGCAGAAACUCCCAUCAUUAAAGUGAUAAGGGGAAUAUACAGUGCUACGCUGUUAGAGCACAGCAAACGUCUCUUUCUACAUUCGGGAUAAUGAAUAUUAUUGUAGAAAUCCUUCUGCUGCUUCUCACCAUCAUCUACUCAUACUUGGAGUGUCUGGUGAAGCUAUUUAUUCCUGUGAAAAGAAAAUCAGUGAGUGGAGAAAUAGUCCUCAUCACGGGGGCUGGUAAUGGCAUAGGAAGGGUUACAGCUACAGAGUUUGCUAAGCUUCACAGCAUCUUGGUGUUAUGGGAUAUUAAUAAGAAUGGUGUUGAAGAAACCGCUGCACAAUGCAGAAAGAUUGGAGCAACGGUAUAUACAUAUGUAGUGGACUGCAGCAAACGGGAAGAGAUCAGUAAAGCUGCUGAAAAGGUGAAACAAGAUGUAGGAGAUGUUAACAUUCUUAUAAAUAAUGCAGGUGUUGUGUUCUGUGCCGACCUACUAUCAUUAGAGGAUAGUCAGAUUCAGAAGAUAUUUGAAGUAAAUGUGCUAGCUCACUUUUGGACCACGCGAGCAUUUCUACCAUCAAUGAUGAGAAAAAAUCAUGGGCAUAUUGUGACUAUCGCUUCAUCAGCUGGACUUUUUGGAGUCCCCUUUAUGGUGGACUAUUGCUCCACUAAGUUUGCUGCGGUUGGAUUCCAUAAAGCACUGACUGCAGAGCUUUCAGCACUACAGAUGUCAGGAAUAAAAACAACGUGCCUUUGCCCUGUUUUCGUGGAUACUGGCUUUGUAAAAAAUCCAAGUACAAGAAUUGCACCUGUUCUAUUACCUGAAGAUGUGGGCAAGAAGUUGGUGGAUGGUGUUUUAAUUAAUAAGAAGAUCAUUUGUAUCCCACCUUUUGUGUCACUGUCUGGAGUAUUAGAAUUGUUUUUUCCAGAACGUGCUUUAAAGGCUAUCACAGCUCUCCAAGGAGUAAAGUUUGAUGCAAAAGUGCGGCGCAUUGAAAAGGACAAGUAGACAAUAUCAAUGUUUGAAAUACUUCACUAUCUAUGUCAAUAGGGAUAGAAUUUAUAAUUUACCUAUGGUUAAAUUGAAAUAAAUUGAUAUAUGAGGCCUUAAGAUCAAUAAAUGGGUAUUCCACAUUAUCCAUGGUUAUUAGGAGCGCAAAGGGUUUGCAAUACAAUAUAAAAUACUGCAAUUAUUGAUACAAUGUUGUUUUUCUAACCAUAUCUUAAAGUAAGCCUGCUAUUUAAGCAUAUUAAGGGUAGGGUAGCACGUGCCGUAUUUUGCUGCUGUGUAUUUUCCUUCCCAUUGAAGUCAAUGGGUGGCAAAAUCAUCUGCAGAAAAUACGCAGCAAAAUACGGCACAUGUGACCCUACCCAUACAGUGAAAAAUAAACACUUCCCAGCUGCUAGCUCAUAUUAAACAAAAAAAAAAGUUUCCAACAGUGCCUUUUUUUUGUAUUUUUGCACCAUUUCAGUCCUAGGGUAGCACCCAGCUUCUUAAUUACUGCUGUUUAUUUCUUUUUGCUCUGUCUACUUUUUAUUUUGUUCGGGCACAAUUUUUCUAUACUUGCUGCUAUUAAAUGCCAGAGUGUCUUAGCUUGAAAAAAAAGGUGAUGGCAUUUUCCAAUGAUAAAUGGGUAUAAAAAAUAAAACUGGUAAAUGCAUUGUCAACCACUUACACUGCCUGCGGUUUUCGGUUUUCGUUUUUUUUUUUUUUUUUUCCAUCUGCACACUCAUAUAAGGGCUUAUUUUUUGUGGGACCAAUUGUACUUUGUAAUGUCUUUGUUCAUUUUUCCAUACCAUAUUCUCCAAAAUGGAAAAAAAUAAAUAUUUGUGAAAUCUCUUCUUUUUUUUUUUGCCAUUUCCCGUGCAGUCUAAAUGUUUUAGAAAAGAAAAUGAUCACUUUUAUGAUCACUUUAAUGUUUUCAUUUUUUUUGUUUACCCGGCUCUAUCAGGGCUCAUUUUUUGCGCCGUGAUCUGUAGUUUUUACCAGUACUUUUUGAUCACUUUUUUACUUCAUUUUUUCUGAGGUAUGAUGUGAUAAAAAAAAAAUACCAAAGCCCAGAAUUGCAUUUUUUAAAAGUUCACUAUGUUCACCAUACGUUAUAAACAAUGUUAUAUUUUAAUAGUUUAGGAAAUUACGCAUGCUGCAAUACCAAAUAUGUUUAUUUUUUAUGUUUACAUAUUUUCAUAUGGAAUUUGGGAAAAAGGGGGUGAUUCCUUAUACAGGUCAAUGUAGUUCCAUAGAAUGGCAUUGAUCUGUGUGCUCUGCGCUCGACUGAUAAAGCCUUUUGAAGAGAGGCUCUAUCAUUCCCAGAGCCACGGAUGGCACAGGAGGAGAAGUAAGCCCUCCAGCUACCUCUGUGGUGGAUCGGCCACCCAAUUAGACCACCAGGGUCCAUUUAAAUGUCCAUUUAGAUGUCGCUGUCAGCUUUGACAGCAGUGAUCUAACAGGUUAGUAGCCAUUCGUGGCUAACGCCGCAUGCCAGCUAUUAGAGGCAGCUCUCAGCUACUGCAAUCAGCUACUGCUCGAUAUGGCAUGGGAUUGAGUCAGGAGCCCGCGGCAUCCCCCCCAACAGCACAAUGACAUGCGUAUACGCCAUUGGUCGUUAAGGGGUUAAACAGUACCGUUUAAAGUUUUAAACUGUUGUAAUUUACAAUAAUGCACAAAACGUUUUAAAAAACAGUAUAUCCAACAUCUUUUCUGGAAUGCUUGUCAACAUAAUCAGUCCCUGUCCCCACUCACUUAUCAGUAUGUUUUAGGAGUGUGGGAGGAACCAGAGUACCAGAGGAAAGUCACAAAAACAUGGGACUCUUAUUAGCACCACAAGAACACAAACUCUUAUUAUUACCACAAUUCUACUGUAUAAGUGUACAUUAUCUGUAAAGAGGAACAUAUCGAUUUGUAAAGUGUAAUACAAUUUUGCUCUGUAUCUGCUUGAAAUAAAAAAUAAUUAAUAUUUUAACACUGUUGGCUUGUAAUUUUAACUGUAUUGGGUUGCUUAGUCUCU